AUGGACAGAGGCAGCUCCUUGGCAAAGAGCCACAGAGAGGAUGCCCAGAAAUCACAGGAGAAAUAUGAGGCCUUUGAUGAUAUUUCCAAAAACUUUUCUAAGAAAGAAUGGGCAAAGCUGGGAGACUUACAGAAAAGAACCUAUGUGUACAUGAAGAGAAACUACGACUACAUGACUCUUCUAGGUCUCAAUACCAACUGCCCAUACUUCAUGCAUUCUCCAAAUCAGUCUACAAAUGCUCUUGAGAGUGAUUCUGACGAAGAUCAGAGCCCCAGGAAUCAGGAUGAAAAUCCUAACGCCUGCCUCGGAGCCGGCUCCGAAAAAGCUGUGUACCCAGGAGAAGUGAGUUCCUCUGGUCAGGAGACUGAGAAGAUGUCAGGACCCAGCAAAGUGAAGUCUAGUGUCUGGGCCCACAGGCUGCGGGAAAGAAAGAACCGAGUUGUUUGUGAAGAGGUUAGUGACCCCAAGGAAGAUGACUAA
This is a messenger RNA of Rhinolophus ferrumequinum (greater horseshoe bat), 480 nucleotides long. Its product is annotated as protein SSXA1-like. Gene Ontology annotation, cellular component: nucleus. The record is from RefSeq and is a predicted model, not a curated record. Gene Ontology annotation, biological process: regulation of DNA-templated transcription. The transcript is spliced from 2 exons. NCBI's taxonomy places the organism in Eukaryota, Metazoa, Chordata, Mammalia, Chiroptera, Rhinolophidae. Bases 1 to 480 code for a protein of 159 amino acids.